Molecule: messenger RNA, 2754 nt
Organism: Camponotus floridanus (Florida carpenter ant)
Lineage: Eukaryota; Metazoa; Arthropoda; Insecta; Hymenoptera; Formicidae
Gene: PPP1R15
Product: dentin sialophosphoprotein
Exons: 3
Coding region: 447-2669 (740 amino acids)
Biological process (GO): response to endoplasmic reticulum stress
Cellular component (GO): protein phosphatase type 1 complex; endoplasmic reticulum
Molecular function (GO): protein phosphatase regulator activity
Source: RefSeq, a predicted model, not a curated record
UGUGAUUCAGGAGACCAUUUUAUAGUUGAAGAUGGCCGCUUAAAGUACUCGUGAACAUACCUGCUGCAAAAAUGUAUCCGUCUGCGAUUCCCGACGCCGUUGCGAAAUUAACAAAUAAGGAUUUAAAUAACAACGUACGACUUUUAUCUAAGUACGACUGUGAUUUCACGAAGAAUCCAUCGUGUUGUGAACGAUAUCUAUUGCGUGAUAUUCGUCACGUUUGCACGCAUUGUAUUUCUCCUUAUAGAGGUUUUAUAAGAAGACGGAGAAGUAGUAGUGGAAUACCAAUCUGUUGAGAAAGGAUAUAUAGAUUGAGCCAGGGAUUUAUGUACAUCUUGGAUCUCUGCAUUUAGAUUUCUCUAGCAGAUUUGUCCCGUAUUUCAGCAGUCUCUUGUGGAUCCAAUAUCUAUUCUGCACAAUACAUAGAGACACAUUCAACAGGUACAAUGGAAAGGAUGUAUGUUAUGAAUCAUAUUGGAGAAAAUAAUACAACUCUACAAGGUCAGAGAAAAAGUAUCUUCCAAACCGUUUGGAAUCGGUGUAUUGGAAAUUUUUCAAGAAGACCUGCUAUCUUUUCAUCAAAAAUGGAUAAUUCACUGUCAACGCUUCUGAAUAAUGAGAUAAUAACACCUGAGUAUAUAAAAAAAUCGUAUGUACAAGAAGAAAAAUCCGUUGGUAUUAAUCAUAUGAGUAAUAUUAUUUUCGAAACUAUGCAAUCUAUGCCUCCUAUUACAGUCGAUUCAUUUAACAAAAGUCAUUUAAAAACUUUAUCCAAUUGUAAACAUUAUUUUGGUAACAAUUUUGAUAAAAUAGAAGAACAUUAUGAAGAAACAACCAUAGAAGAUGUAUAUAAUUUGGACUCUAAUAUCACGUGCAAAAAUAAAAAAAGCACAAUGGAAUCUCACUCAGUGUCGAAUGUUCACGAGAUCGAAAAUUUGAACAAUAUAAGUAACAAUUCUUGUUCUACAGAAGUUGAUUUACAAAAGUGCAUAGAUACCGAUAAAGACGGAUUAGACAAGGAUCCUCUUUCUAGUAAUGAUAUUAAUGAAGACACCAAGUCUUUUCUCAUAGUUUCUCAUUCGGAUGUACCAGAACCAACCAAGAAAGCUCCGAUAUCAACACGCUUAUCCUUCAUGUGUCGAAAUGCUUGGAAUAGCCUGACCACUCGAUUUUACUGUAAAACGAAUUCUGUGAAAUCGGAAAAAUCUAUGAAGCGUCCGUCAUAUUUAUCAAAGCGAUAUCGACGAAGAAAAGCCAACAGCAUUGCCAUGGGUAGAGGUCGAGGUAGAGAUAGAUGCCAACUCAGACGUUCUGGAGUAAGUCAAACCAGACAUCGGAUGGAACGUACCAAGCGCGAUCUCGCUAUGAUUAUUGAAGUAGAUUACAAGAUUUAUCAAAAUGACAAGAUACAAUACUGUGAAUUACAAAACGAUCACUCAUCAAAUGACGAAUCUAAUAAUUUGGACGAUAUGGAUGGUUAUGAUGUUCCUGAUGGUGCUUUGCUCCUAAAGCGAACUAGUCCUGUAAUAUUUAGUUCUUCCGAUAUAACGCUUACGAAACAAGAACCGCAGAUGUCCAAGGAUCAGGAAACAAUGAAACACUCGACCAAAGUUCGUUAUGUAAUCGAUUCUUCAACAAAGAGCAACAAAGACUGUAAUAAGAAAACAUCUGAUACGGAGGAAAGUUUAUCUCGAUCGCGGUUAUUAUCGGUGAGCUCUAUCGAUUCUGAAGAUAGUUUCAUAGUUUUCGAAGCCAACGAUGAGUCGUCAAGACAGCAAUACUCAACCGAAAUACAUUAUACACUUGAUUCUUCAAUGAAGACCAACGAGAAUUGUAACAGUGAAAUAUAUGAUAUGCAUAGCAAUUUAUCCCGAUCGCGAUUAUUAUCGGAAAGCUCUGUCGAUUCCGAGGAUAGUUUUAUAAUUUUUAAGGACAUCGAAAACGAAUCUCCCAAGAAGCAGGAAACGAUGAAAUGUCUAACUAAAGUACGUUAUAUAAUUGAUCCUUUAACAAAAAUCAAUAACAAUUAUUAUAAGGAUUGUGAUGAAACAUAUAAUACGUUACGCUCGCGAUUAUGUUCGGAGAGUUCUUCUGCCGAUUCUGAAGACAGUCUUAUAAUUUUUGAGGGCAGCGACGACGACGAAUCGUCAAAGCAAGAAACAACAGAAGACUCGACUGACAUACAUGAUGAAUCUGAUUCUUCGACAGUCAACAAUGAUCAUUGCAAGGAUUAUAAUAAUAAAAAAUAUAUGCACGAGGAUUCGUUUCAAUGCUCAGAAAGUUCCGAUACUGAGGAUAGUUUCUGCAUAGUAUUCAACACUGAAUUGGAAGAGAACUGCGUCGAGGAAGAGACCGACAACUUUAACUAUAUUAAAACAAGCACACCUACUUUCAAGAAAGACGAAUCGAUGAUUGAAAGCGAUGAAGACAGCGAGAGAUCAACAACACAAACAAAGAAGGUGAGCUUUGCUCAGACUCCAAUCAUACACAUCAUGGUAACAUGGAAUUAUGCAUAUCGAGCAGCUCGAAAAGGUCAAUGGGAAGAAAUGGCACGAGAUAACGAAAGAUUUAAAGGACGUAUAAAUUCCAUCGCAGCUGUCCUUGAUCCAAUUUUAACAAGUAAACAUCGCUCUAAAAUUUGGCAAGAACGAUUCUCUUGUCAAGAAUAACCUAUAUUUUUAACAGUAUAAAAAAAGUAAUUUGUAGGGAAAAAUGAAGAAAACAAAAAGAAGAAACAAAAAGAAGAAUAAAAAA